Molecule: messenger RNA, 2324 nt
Organism: Ectocarpus siliculosus
Lineage: Eukaryota; Phaeophyceae; Ectocarpales; Ectocarpaceae
Source: the annotation of a GenBank genome assembly
GCUACACGAGUUCAUCCAGGAACCCGCCAGCUAAGUCCAUUCCCAACAGCAUUGAAGCAUUCGUCGUUCUAUGGCGUCAAGCGGGGCUAGUGCGUGGCCGUAUAUUGGCCUCUUGGCUCUGGUGCCCGGCUUGCUUUUUCUUCGACCGAAGCGAAAACCUGACGAAGCGGACAUCGAGGAAGAAGAGGAGGCUGCACCUAACGAUACCAUCAAUGUCUACUUUGGCUCGCAGACAGGAACGGCCGAAAGUUUCGCGCAGACAAUCGCUGCGGAGGGCCGGCGGCAUGGCUUCCACAUUGACGUGGUUGACUUGGAGGAAUUUAGUGCUUCGGAACUCUUGGAGAAGGGCAAGGCUAUCUUUCUGAUGGCCACAUACGGCGACGGCGAACCCACCGACAACGCCAGCGAGUUCACCACGUGGUUGAAAAACGAGAGUGGUGAACUGGAGAGCGAUUAUCUUGCUACUGUCGAGUUCACGGUCUUUGGUCUGGGCAAUACGCAGUACGAGCACUACAACAUGGUGGGCAAGAGCACAAACGAGGGAAUGGAGAAGCUUGGGGCACAGCGCAUGUUCGAGUACGGGGAGGGUGAUGACGACAAUCAGCUCGAAGAAGACUUCGAAGCGUGGAGAGAGAAGAUGUGGAUGGCGUUGGUGAUGAGAUUUGGUGGCAUGGGCGGCGUAGAUGGAGUAGACAAAGCUGUGGACCUACCGUUCUCCGUCAAGAUGCUGACGGCAGCUGAAGCGGCGUGUCAUGCUGGGGUUAGUGAAACUGCCGCCGCUUCCUCGUCCAAGUUUUACUGGCAUGGAUGCGACGCACCCGUCGUUGUCAACCGCGAGCUCCGAGCUCAGGCUCCCGGGGUGGGAUCUACGCGGCACGUCGAGAUCGACCUCCAAGGCACCAGUGUAGGCUACCACACGGCGGACAACCUUGCCAUCUUGCCCUUGAACGACGCCACCACGGCGGAAAAACUGUGCGCACAGCUUGGCUACGAUCCAGACUCCUUCUUCAUCCUCGAGCAUGACGACAACCACAAGCCGGUGUUUCCCACACCUUGCACCGUGCGAGACGCGUUCCUGCGAUUCAUGGACAUUAUGGCCAUUCCUCGCCGCAGCUUGCUGGAGCAGCUGACGCCUUACGUAGAGGACGACGCUGAACGCGAGGCCAUGCACCUCCUGAGCUCGAAGGAGGGCAAGGAGAAGUACCACCGCGAGGUGGAGGAGCCUGGGUGGACGCUGGCCGACCUCAUCCUGGAGAGGUUCUCUAGCCUCAGCAUGACGUUGGAUCACUUUUUGCACGUCGUUCCCCACCUCCACCCCCGCUACUACACGAUCUCGUCGUCGUCGUCCGUGUCGCCGUCAAGGGUGCACAUCACUGUGGCGGUGCUGGAGCAAGACCGGAGCCAGGGUCGCCUGUAUCGCGGUAUCUGCUCGAGUUUCCUCAGCAGCCUGGAACCUCACGAUGGAGCUACGGUGGAGGGAGCCACCAUAGACGGCAGUGGGUCGAAGUGCCGCGUGUUCGUGCGAGAAUCGACGUUCCGGCUGCCGGCGGACUCGUCUAUCCCGAUCAUAAUGAUUGGGCCGGGGACAGGGGUCGCCCCGAUGCGCGCGCUGCUCCAGGAGAGGGCCUGGCAGAAGGAGCAGGGGUUGAGUGUGGGGCGGAACGUGUUGUACUUCGGGUGCAGGUGCAGAGACCAAGACUACAUCUACAGGGACGAGCUGGAGGCAUACCAGGCAGACGGGACACUUGACAGCCUUCGCUUGGCGUUCAGCCGUGAGGGGUCGUCUAAGGUGUACGUGCAGCACCUUCUCCGCGAGGAUGCUGCUGAGAUGUGGGGCUUGCUUGAAGGCGGUGCGUACGUGUAUGUGUGUGGGGGUACUAAAAUGGGUACGGAUGUACACAGCGAGUUCAACCACAUAGCUCAAAGUUGCGGGUUGAUGGGGGUGGAGGAGUCGAAGGAGUAUAUGAAGGGCUUGCACGACGCUGGUCGAUUCGUACAGGAGUUGUGGUCGUAAGUUUUGACGAGACGGGAUUGCUAUCAUACUGACGAGAGCUUGGUACACAGGUCGAUUCCCCACUCGAACGGCAUACUUCAACAACCUUUUUUCAUUGGCUUUAGUAGGGAGGCCAGACGGUGCGUACGAUCGAAACCGGUCCCAAUCAGUGGUGAAGUCAUUUGAGAUUAAUCGGGCCUAGGGAAUGUUGUGCACCAACUCCCCCGGUGCUGUUUCUCAUCAGUUUUCCUUGUGAUAUUUCCUUUGGGCCUAGCUUUUUUCGAAGCGUGAGAGAGUGCGGCAGAGAGAGUGCAGCAAAAAGAGACAAGUG